Caenorhabditis angaria is the source of this 2255-nucleotide messenger RNA. The record is from the annotation of a GenBank genome assembly. NCBI's taxonomy places the organism in Eukaryota, Metazoa, Nematoda, Chromadorea, Rhabditida, Rhabditidae.
AUGAGGAAUAUAUUUAUUUUAGGUAACUUUGAAACUUUAAAUUCGGAAAAAUAUGAAUUUUCAGGAUUAUUAUUAUCUCUAGGCUUAAGCCUAAGCUUAGUUAGCGCAUCUGACGAUGAAGAACGACUAAUGGUUGAUGUAUUCCGAGGAUAUAACUCACUUAUUCAACCAGUUCGAAAUUCUUCCGAACUUCCAUUAGUUGUCAAAGUUGGACUUCAACUCGUUUUAUUGAUUAAUGUUGAUGAAAAAGAUCAAGUUAUGCACACUAAUGUUUGGUUAACUUUGGUAAAUUUUUUUUUCUUUGAAUUUUUGAAUUUUCCAUUGAAGUAGAAGGUUUUGCUUUAGAAAUGGUAUGAUUUUCAAAUGCGUUGGAACCCGGUGAAUUACGGCGAGAUCAAAGAGAUUCGAGUUUCACCGGAUAAAGUUUGGCUGCCAGAUUUGGUGCUUUUCAAUAAGUGAGUUCAUGGAAAAUUUUUGAAACAGCUAUUUUUCAAAUAAAUUUGGAAGAUUUUCGGGGUGUUACUUAAAGUUUGUGAGAACAUUUCAUAAAUUUAUCAAAAAUUAAUAUGAAAUUUUUGAAACAGUCAAUUUUUCAGCACUAAAUUUUUCAACUAAUAAAUUCACCACAAUAUUCUAUUAUUUUUCUGAAGCAGCAAUUUUUUGUAUAAUCAAAAUUUUGAAAAAAAUUAAAACCGUUAAUUUUUUAAAAUUCACUAUCGAAAUUAGAAGCAACUUGUAAAAUUAUAAAAAAUGAUAUGAAAUUUUUGAAACAGUGAAUUUUUUAAUCAAAAAUUUUUUUUUAAUUUAUCAAAAAAGCUUUGAAACAGUAAAUUUUCUCCUAUCCUCUCAAUAAAAUUUCCAGUGCUGAUGGUAACUACGAGGUGUCAUUCAUGUGUAAUGUUGUUAUAAAUCAUAAGGGUGAGAUGUUAUGGGUUCCACCAGCAAUUUACAAAUCAUCGUGUAUCAUCGAUGUCGAAUUUUUUCCAUUUGAUGAACAAACCUGCACAUUGGUUUUUGGAAGUUGGACCGUAAGUUUUUCUGGAAUUUUCUCACCAAAUUCUCAAUUUCAGUACAAUGAAAACGAGAUCACAUUGGAGAUGAAUUUGGCAGAUCUUAUCGAUGUUUCGGAAUACUCACAAAGUUCUAUUUGGGAUCUUCUUGAUGUUCCAGCCAUUUUGGUAAAGAAACGAUCAAGAAUUGAAUUCCAAAUCAAAAUCCGACGAAAAACCUUGUUCUACACUGUGGUUCUUAUCAUUCCCACAGUUCUUAUGGCAUUUUUAUCGAUGGCUGUAUUUUAUUUGCCAACAGAUUCCGGGGAGAAAAUCACAUUAACUAUAUCAGUUCUCCUUUCUAUUGUGGUUUUCCUGCUUCUUGUCUCCAAAAUUCUACCACCAACAUCUUCGACAAUUCCACUGAUGGCUAAAUAUUUAUUGUUGACUUUUGUUUUGAAUGUUAUCACGAUUUUGGUGACGGUUAUUGUGAUCAAUGUAUAUUUUAGAGAUCCAAGAACACAUCGAAUGCCACCAUGGGUUAGAACUGUGUUUUUAGUCGUGAGUUUUGUUUGCAAACUUCGAAGGGAAAAGAUUUUUCAAAGUGUGAAAAUUGUUUUAAGUAUCUGCCAAGAUUCGUAUGCAUGGAUCGUCCAAAAUCAAUGCACGAGCGAAGUGUUUCUCAACGUAGCGCAAUUGCUCAACUUCCGGGAGUCGGCCAAUUUGCUCUUCAUCCAUCAGCCCAUCAUCCGCUAUGUCCAUCUUCAGAUGAUCAUCGAGGAACAAAUAAAACGCAGCCAAUGGUUGUGACAAAUGAAACAUCUGCAUUUUAUCCAUUAUCACCUGGAGCUUUGAGAGCAAUUGAGGCUAUUGAAUAUAUUACUGAUCAUUUGAAACGUGAUGAGGAACAUAAAUCGGUAAGUUUUCAGAAAAUGAGGAUUUUUGGGCCAAAGCAUUUUUGAGAUUUUCUAGAAAUUCAAGAGUGUUUCUGAAUUUAAUUUUUUGCAAAGCUUCUGUAGAAGUCUCUAGAAAAAUCGCUUUAAAAACCACGUGUCAACCCACCAAUUUUUACAGUACCGAGACGAUUGGAAAUACGUGGCAAUGGUAAUCGAUCGUCUACUGUUAUACGUGUUUUUCGGAAUCACAGUCGGUGGAACGUGCGGAAUUCUCUUCAGCGCUCCCAAUGUUUUUGAUUUUGUUGAUCAAGCAGACAUUAUCGAAAAAUUGAAAGGUCAAUAUGCUUCAGCAUCGACAACUAAUGUUUGA